CAUGUAUGUGAUCUGCUCAUGACGGUCAGAGGAGUCUGAGCUGCACACACUUUGUGGACGAGGAACAUCAUCUGAACUGACGCAUUUCAACAGAAAAAAAAAUUAAUGUUGGGUCUUCAGAAACUGCCCAUCACAGUGGCCCUCUGCCUGCUGCUCCUUGCCACACUGUUACCCAGCUCUGAGGCCCGCCGUGGUCGUGGAGGUGGCUUCAGCCGAGGUGGAGGAGGCUUGAGCCGGGGCUGGGGCGGCGGUGCUGGUCAGGCUUACAGACCCGUCCAGAGCAGUGGCCCCAGUGCAGGGAAAAUAGCAGGGGCAGCUGCAGCAGGCGCUGUAGGAGGAGCGAUGCUUGGAUCUGCCUUGAGCCGCCCCGGGUAUGGGUACGGGUAUGGUGGAUACGGAGGAUAUGGGGGAUAUGGUGGAUAUGGAGGAUAUGGGGGAUAUGGGGGGGGCUAUGGCCCACGGUUCGUAGGUGGUGGUGGCUACGGCCCCAGGUCUGGCUAUGAGCCAGAGGGCUCUGGAGAUAUGGAGUACUACACCGGAGCAUCCAGUGGCCCCAUCUACAACAGUAUCAUCGUUGUUAUCGGCUCCCUGAUGUCCCUGCUGAUGGGCCACUGGGUGGCAGUCAUGUAGAGCUGGACUCAGAGCUGAGAUCCCAAAAACAGACAGAACAAAUUCUGACCAAAAAUAAUCCACGACCUGACAGAAAACAGGACUAUUUUUGGUUUAACGUCCAGUGUGACCUAAAAUAUGAUCUUUGAGUGAUGAAAAGCUGUGUCCAACUUCUUUUCCUGACACUUGAGUGACUCUCCAUGAGGACAGGAAGAGGACUAUGACCCAUUUAAACUCCGCAACACGUCAGUGUGACACCAUACUUUAAUCAGCAGGUGUACUGAUUAACAAAGAAAACACACUCCCUGUAGAUAAUUGUCAGAGUCGUCAGAUAAUUUGACUCGAUGAAUCACUCUGCAUUGUAUCCCAUGCUACCGUUUCUCCUUUUAACGUGUUCAGUCUUUUUAUACUUUUGAUGAUUUUGGUGGCGAUGAUGAUGAUGGUACUAAUGAUGGCGAGUGUUUUCUAGCAAACACAUUCUCCAUAAGCAGUCUGAGAGGAUAGAGGAGGAGUAAAAUUAGAUGUGUAAUCAGGUUAAGGCUACCUCAUGAAAUCAUGUCAGGACCAGAGUUUAAGAGCAGCUACACACUUCAUAUGAUAACGCCAUCCCUCUUUGUAUUUCAUCAUAACUUAAUAAUUCUUCCCGUAUCUUAGAUUUUCAGUGCAUUACUUGUAUAUGUAUACUUUACCUGAUUAAAGUACAUGUUUUAUGCCAUUUUGUAGACUUUUAAGAGAGAAAAUGUGGUCCUAUGUUUGAUAUUGUUCUAUGAGUAAAAAGAACUUAGAACAAACAUUGCUGUU
Messenger RNA from Lates calcarifer (barramundi perch), 1410 nucleotides. It is a transcript of the gene sprn2, whose product is annotated as shadow of prion protein 2. NCBI's taxonomy places the organism in Eukaryota, Metazoa, Chordata, Actinopteri, Centropomidae. The coding region runs from base 106 to 630 and encodes 174 amino acids. The record is from RefSeq and is a predicted model, not a curated record. The transcript is spliced from 3 exons.